Syzygium oleosum is the source of this 1257-nucleotide messenger RNA. RefSeq lists its product as uncharacterized. Lineage: Eukaryota; Viridiplantae; Streptophyta; Magnoliopsida; Myrtales; Myrtaceae. Bases 86 to 808 code for a protein of 240 amino acids. Gene Ontology annotation, molecular function: protein methyltransferase activity. The record is from RefSeq and is a predicted model, not a curated record. Gene Ontology annotation, biological process: protein methylation. Gene Ontology annotation, cellular component: nucleus. The transcript is spliced from 8 exons.
UUCUCUUUCUUCCUUCCUCCGUCCCCUGUACCCACGACCCCUCCCUUGAACGCUUCACACAUCGGAGCUUGCAGAGCAUACGGCCAUGGCCGGAGACCGCCAAGAAGACGAGGAAGACGUGGUUUGCUUGGACGAGUCUUUCUUUAUCAAUGACAACUACCAGCUGACCAAAUUCACUUUUGGGUCGCAAGUUCUUGAGCUUUAUUGUCUUCAGUCCGCUUCAACUGAUUUUGAUCUGACGGGGCAGCUGGUAUGGCCUGGAGCUAUGCUUUUGAAUGAGUUCCUCUCGAAGAACGUUGACUUGCUCCGAGGUUGUUCUGUUAUUGAACUAGGCUCUGGUGUCGGUAUAACAGGAAUCCUUUGCGGUAGAUUUUGUCGUGAAGUCGUGUUGACUGACCAUAAUGAUGAAGUUCUCAAGAUUUUGCAGAAAAACAUAGAGCUGCAUUCUUCUUCCGAGAGUUACAGUAAUUGCACAGGAUUUGUGGCUGAGAAGCUAGAAUGGGGAAAUGUUGAUCAGAUCGAGCAAAUUUUGGGAAGUCACUCGGGAGGAUUUGAUCUUAUUCUUGGAGCAGACAUAUGCUUUCAACAAGCAAGCAUUCCUUUGCUUUUUGAGACAGUGAAGCUACUACUUCAAAAAAGGGGAAAAGGACGCUGCAAAUUCAUACUGGCCUACGUUUCUCGAGCUAAAAUGAUGGACUCCAUGGUUAUAAAUGAAGCUACAGGACAUGGAAUGAAGAUUGCUGAAGUACCUGGGACUCGAUCUGUUGUGGGGAAUCUAGAAGGGACUAUUUAUGAAGUCAUUCUGUGACAGAUGCAUUUAGUGCUUGCAGGAUGUUCAAUGUGAAGAAAGCUUGCUUAGAGAAGCAUUCCAUGAUAAUUAGAUGAAAAAUACAAGAUCUUUUAACAACAGAGACAAGAACCUGACGAAUCUUCUGUGAGGAGACAACAAUCCCAGGACAGGCUUCUGAAGAUCAUGAUGCAAAAGCUAGCAACGCACAUUUCUCACAAAAGCCUUUACUGCCAGAAUAUAGUGAUGAUUUCCUGGUUUUACUUGAGUUUGGUGUACUUUCCUUUCUAGUUCUUCCCGGGAAGGUAUAAUAGAAAUUUUGAAAGGUUUUGUGCUAUGUUAGAAGUGGAUUAGACAGUUAAUUUCUUCAGAUGCAGGAAAACUUGUCUUUUGUAUUUCUAAUUGAAUUUCCGGUAAUUUUUGUGCCGGUUGAGCUUAAUGUUCCAAGAGAUCAAAAGACUCGUGACAAA